UUCAUGCGAGUGGGAGUGUUCGUGUAGCCCGAUCCGAUAACCUUAUUUUCCUAUUAGAUUCUCUAAUUUUUGUUUGUUUUGGGUGAAAAAAGGUCGCGAAAAAACAUCACAAAUGAAACAUUAAUCGUUAUUGAUUACUAAAAAUGGUUUCUGAGCGAUUUGUUCUUUUCAUUAUUCGGUGUGAAAUCUAAAAACUUUACGGCGUUUAGAAAGUGCUUGGUGAAGUCUGCACAGCUGACUGAACUAUUUUUGUUUUUAAUUUUUUUUUUUGAACAAUUGUGUCAAUAUUUUGGUUUUGUGUGACUUGAUAAUUUUGAGAUAUGAUAUAUCAGCUGCAGCCUAAAUGAAUAUACUUAACUAAUAUAUUUAGGCUGUCCGGUAGGAUAUAAGUCGGAAAAAAUGAACUCUCGGCCACACAUAGCCGGUUCAUUUUUGAACAACUCAUUAGCGAUCCGUCAGGAAAUUCAGAGGUUCGAAAGCGUCCAUCCGUCUAUAUAUGCAAUCUAUGAUCUGCUUGAUUUACUCUCAGAUGGAGCUGUAGCCGAACAGAUUAGGGACCAUGUUGUAUGUAUUGAAGAUUCUUUCGUGAACUCGCAAGAAUGGACCUUGUCAAGAGCAGUUCCAGAUCUUCGGCUUGGCAUAGUGGGAUCAUUAAGUUCGGGAAAAUCCGCUUUGGUCCACAGAUACCUUACGGGGUCCUAUAUGCAAGAGGAGAGUCCUGAAGGUGGUAGAUUUAAGAAGGAGAUACUGGUUGAAAAUCAGAGCUAUCUGCUUCUUAUUAGAGACGAAGGAGGUCCUCCGGAAUUACAGUUUACGGCAUGGGUGGACGCAGUUAUCUUUGUGUUCAGCCUCGAGAACGAAUCUUCAUUCAACGCAAUUUACAACUACUAUACGAAAAUGUCACACUACAGGAACGCUGCUGAAGUCCCACUGAUACUUGUUGGAACUCAAGAUGCUAUAAGCGAGAACAAUCCCCGAGUAAUCGACGACUCAAGGGCCAGAAAAUUAGCCAAUGAUUUGAAGAGGUGCUCGUAUUAUGAAACGUGUGCCACCUACGGUCUAAAUGUAGAAAGAGUCUUUCAAGAUGCUUGUCAAAAAAUAGUACAACAACGUCUUGCUCAAUCGACCAUUUGUCUAACUCCCACCAAUUCGAGACCGUCCACCCCUAACAGUCAUUAUCAUCCUGCUGCAGUUCAGCGACAUCUUCACGUCAACAACGGGUUUGUGCAAAUGGAAAGGCAAAGUUCGGUGCAUAUGUCCCCUGGACACCAUACUUUGCCACAUAAUAAGGACUCUCAGAUGAUGCAAGAGUUGCGGCAACACAUAGUUCCCAAACCAAUGCAUCAAAGUUCUCAAUCUGACAAAGAUAGUAAUAGUUAUAAGUCUGGUGAAGAAGACAAAUUGAGAUGGAACUCCUCGAGCUCUACAUUGGCUAGUAUCAAUUCAACGCAGGCUGUGAUUACCACGGAGAACAACAACGUCGCAAAAUUCGCCGCUCCCCAUUCGCUCGACAAUCUUCAGGCUGCUCAGGCGCAAAACAAUUCAAAGGAAUUACCAACUCCCAACUCUACACCCACGACAUCCAGGAAGAAUAGGCGAAGGUCUAAUUUGUUUACGCCCUCUAAGAAUGACAAACUUAAAACUGGUGGAGAUUUUGGUAGUGGUAGAGCGAUACCUUUGAAACAAGGCUAUUUGUACAAAAAAUCCAGUAAACCCUUAAACAAGGACUGGAAAAAGAAAUACGUAACUCUCUGUGAUGAUGGAAGGCUGACUUACCAUCCUAGUUUACAUGACUAUAUGGACGACGUUCAUGGAAAAGAAAUCUCGUUGCAAUAUGUUACUGUUAAGGUUCCGGGCCAGAAACCGAGAGGAUCCAAGUCCAUAGUGACUGUAGCAGGUCAAGGAUAUGGCGGAAAUGGAUCUGCACUACACGAGAAUCUCGGUGGGCUGUCGCUAUUAGGUAGAGACAAGCGACCUACAGAAAAGGUUUUAAUGUCUGCAUUUGAGACUGUUAAAGACCCUAGCUCAAAAUAUGCUCAGCAAAGUGGAGAUGAAGGUAUGACUUUAUCAAGUAGCAACUCAUUCUUAAACGGAGAAAUUAGUAAAACCGAGACGCCGCAUGUGAAAAAACGCCAUAGAAGAGUAAAAAGUAGUGGCGUCAAAAAUUCGGAAUAUGAUGAUGCUGAAGGGUACGAAUUCUACAUAGUUUCCCUGGAGGGGAAACAGUGGAAUUUCGAUGCCAGUUCAGUGGAGGAGCGGGACUGUUGGGUGGCCGCGAUUGAGCAGCAAAUCCUAAACUCGCUUCAGCUGAACGAAACGUCCAAAGCAAAAAGUAAUCCGAGCGAAGCUGCAUCAAUUCAAGCAAUCAAAAGCAGGGUGCCUGGCAACGGGUAUUGCGUCGAUUGUGACGCACCUAAUCCUGAUUGGGCUAGCCUAAACUUGGGUGUUUUAAUGUGCAUAGAAUGCUCAGGGAUUCACCGAAAUUUGGGUUCUCACAUUUCUAGGGUUAGGUCGCUGGACUUGGACGAAUGGCCUCCCGGAAAUCAAAGCGUCAUGCUGAACAUUGGAAAUUCAUUAGCAAAUUCCGUAUGGGAGUGUCAAACUUACAACCGCAGCAAACCAACUCCUGCAUCUAGUCGAGAAGAAAAGGAAAGGUGGAUACGAUCAAAAUACGAGCAUAAGGAAUUCCUACCUCCUCCUAACAAUACAAUGCCGCUUGGACAGCAGCUUAUCGAUUCAGUUUGCAGUUCCAACAUUAAAUCAAUCAUCCAUGUGUUGGCUCUGACGAAUACCCAGCAAGUAAACACCACGGUAGGUCCAAGAGAUUUAAGGACGCCGCUACACCUGGCUUGCGCAAUGGGCAAUUUGGCAGUAGCUCAAUUACUUAUUUGGCAUCGUGCAGAUGUAAAAGCUGUGGAUCAAGAUGGUAGAACUUGUUUAGCUUAUGCCAAAGCAGCAGCUAGUAUAGCGGCGGCUAAAUGCCAGGCUUCAAAAGGCAGUAGCUCAGAUAUGAAUGCAGCUAAUAGCAAAAAUCUAGUAGAACUUUUGCUUAGUUAUGGAUGCCCUGAGAUGGCAACAGUGGCAAUAAGUGGCACCAUUCCUCGAAGAAGGGGCAGUCAAUCACAGCAACAAUAUGAAAAACUACCUUCGAGUGUUAUUUAACAAUUGGAGCAAUUUCAUUUUGACUCAUUUUAGUUGCGCUUAUAAAACUUAAAACAGCCUUGGCUUGAACUGCGACGAGAUUUAAACUUUUUGAUAAAUAAGAAUGUCUUUGUGGUUAACGAUAAGAGCGUUUUUGACUGAUUUAAGUAUAAACAGAGUGUGUAAGUAAGUGUGAUUUAAGGCCAAGCUAAUUUUUUUGUGACAAGUCAAAAAUCUUCUUUUAGUUUAAUAACUAAUCCCGAAUAUUUUUGACAAACUUUAGUUUUAAUCGCUGAACAAUUUAUUUGGUUAGGCAAGUUAUUGUUUUUGUAAUAACUGUAAUAUGAUUAAUUUAUUUUAAAAAUUAUUGUACAUAAAAAUUCUAAUGUUCCGUCCUUAAUUUUAGUAUGUUUUUAUCUACUUUUGAGAGACGAAGCAAAAAAAUCUGCAAUGGUCUUGGUUAAUUCGUAUUUUAAGCUAAAACGUAUUUAAAGAAUAUGCGCAUCAACAUGUAAAUUUUGAUGCAUAAACAAAUCCUUAGUACUGAAACUGUUUGAACGCAUUUAUACAAUCAUUUUUGAGCUAAUACUCACAAGUACUAAUAAUAAUUAUUACUAUUAUAUUUAUGAUAACGAUUAAUUUUUAUAUGGCACUUUUGUACUUAAAGGGAACGGUUUUUUCCACACAAAAUAUGACUAACAAAGAUUGGACUUUUUUAUAUCUUUUUUGAAUAAAUCUUGGAAAAAUAUCGUUUCCUCACAAGUUUCUCAGAACACUAGUAAAUAAUUUGGCAAGUGACAGUUUUUGGUUAAUCUUGGCUAAUUUUUUAAUUCGAUUGGGGCUUGAAAUCACAGCUUUUGAAUAUAAAUUUAUAAUAGAACCGAAUAUCAAUCAAUAUAUACUCAUGGAUGGAAAAGCGUAUAAUAAUAUUUUAUAUAAUUCUAUUACUAAACUAAUAAUAAGGUAAAAGUAUAAGGCAACCGAUUUAUAGUUCUAGUUUAGUAAUUUACGACCUCAACGGUUUUCUAUCCAUGAUGGUUUUUUUCUUAACAUUUUUAAAUCUUUUACGGUCAGUUUUUAUUUGGAAAUGAAAACAAACUAUUUGCUAGUGAGUUCUCUUUAAAAAUGUUUGCACUUUCAAUCACAAACCUUAGCAGACAGGAUUUAAUAGUUAUUGGUAUUGUUAACCAUCAGUGGAUAAUGUUAGCCUCAACAAGAUAUCACAAUGUUUUAGAAGCGUGGUUAGAACUAAUAUUUUAUAACAAGUUUAUCUUUUUUGAGCCAUAUUGUUGUAACGGAAAACGGCAUUUUUUAAUUAAUUAUUAAAUUUUCAUAUAACUACUGUAGCGUUUAUAGUUAGAACCUUAACCGAAUUUUUAUUUACUUCAUUGUUUAGAUUUGUGCAAUUAUUUCAUACUUAAUCUUUAAAAUUUUUUCCUUUUUACAAAAUAAUAGCUUUAACAAAUUAUUCUUUGCAAUAAUUGUUAUAUGUAUUUUGAUGUCUCCAAGAUAAUUAAUGCAAUAUAUAUAUUUCUUUUCGGCACACAUAUUUUAAGAUAAAAAUAAAGUCAUCAAAAUUUAUUUAUUGACUUAAACUAAAAGAUUUUGGUAUAAUUAAUUUUAAAAGGAGAAAAUGUUCCGUUUCUUCAAACAAAAUAUAAAAUAUUAAAUUACUAGAUACUAUUUUUGAUCGUUAUCUUAUAAAUGAUUUAAAGUUUU
Messenger RNA from Anthonomus grandis grandis, 4860 nucleotides. Its product is annotated as centaurin-gamma-1A. Gene Ontology annotation, cellular component: nucleus. NCBI's taxonomy places the organism in Eukaryota, Metazoa, Arthropoda, Insecta, Coleoptera, Curculionidae. The record is from RefSeq and is a predicted model, not a curated record. Gene Ontology annotation, molecular function: protein binding; GTPase activator activity; GTP binding. The transcript is spliced from 17 exons. Bases 400 to 3162 code for a protein of 920 amino acids.